This is a messenger RNA of Trichomonas vaginalis G3, 609 nucleotides long. Its product is annotated as KilA, N-terminal/APSES-type HTH, DNA-binding family. The transcript has a single exon. Lineage: Eukaryota; Parabasalia; Trichomonadida; Trichomonadidae. The record is from RefSeq and is a predicted model, not a curated record. The coding region runs from base 1 to 609 and encodes 202 amino acids.
AUGAUUGCUUCCCUCGGAAAACCGGGGGAAGAGAUUCCGUAUGAAAAUCGCAAGAAUUUGGCUCCUGGUUUGAAAGGUUAUUAUGUUCAUAGACUUUUAGUAAAUGCUGUAGCAAUGUGGGCUUCACCUCGUUAUGCUUGUUAUAUUUUCAUGAUGUUAGAUGAACUAUAUAAAGCAGAACGUGGAGAGAUGGAAAAGAAACUUCAUGCAAAAGAUGAAGUCAUUGAAUCCAAAGACAAAAGCAUUCAGAAAAGAAUACCGCGUUCAGUACCAAAAGGAAAGGAAAAGAGUUAUAAGUAUAUGAUAUAUACUGAAGAGUUGGAGAAAGAAGAAGACAGUGACAUGGUUAUGUUGCAUUUAGUCAGAAGAAACAACAAAAGCUUUUACGACCUUGCUAAGAUUUACAAAUCUGACAGAAAUUGGUUCUAUCGCGAAAACUUACCGAUUUCAAUGACACCGAAUGAACAAAUAAAGGAAAUUGUCAAAAAUACUCUUCCUCAAACACACUAUGACAUCAAAGGUUGCACAAUACUUACAUUCAAAGAAGACUUAACAUUACUGAAGGAAAAAAUAACAGAAUAUUUCGAUAACUUCAAAGAGGAAGAAUAA